This is a messenger RNA of Penicillium roqueforti, 396 nucleotides long. RefSeq lists its product as uncharacterized. The record is from RefSeq and is a predicted model, not a curated record. Bases 1 to 396 code for a protein of 131 amino acids. Lineage: Eukaryota; Fungi; Ascomycota; Eurotiomycetes; Eurotiales; Aspergillaceae. Gene Ontology annotation, molecular function: signaling receptor activity. The transcript is spliced from 3 exons. Gene Ontology annotation, cellular component: membrane.
AUGAUUGGCACUCUUGGCUUCUUGACUGGGUUUGUCGUGGUGCAUCCCCGACUUCAGAGCCAAAAGUGGAGACUGUUGCGAUUAUCAACAUUCGUCGCGACGGGACUUUCGGCAUUUGCGCCUAUCAUCCACGCUGCUAGUAUCUUCCCCUAUGAUCAGCUAGAUCAACAGGCUGGAUUGCGAUAUUACUACCUUGAAGGGCUAGCCAUCGUGAUCGGGGUCUUGUUUUAUGCGACACAUUUCCCGGAGUCGUGGAAACCCGGAAGCUUUGACAUUUGGGGAUCGUCGCACCAGAUAUUCCACAUCGCCGUGGUCAUUGGUGCGACGAUUCAUUUGUAUGGGAUUUUGGUUGCUUUCCAGUGGAAUUAUGAAAAUCAGCGAUGCCACAUUGGUUGA